Pocillopora meandrina is the source of this 2858-nucleotide messenger RNA. NCBI's taxonomy places the organism in Eukaryota, Metazoa, Cnidaria, Anthozoa, Scleractinia, Pocilloporidae. The record is from the annotation of a GenBank genome assembly.
AGGGGAACUGGCAGCUAUUACAGAGGAUAUAUUAAACCACCUGAGAGAUUUAUUAGUACCCACCUGUCAGGGGGACUCAGGGUGCUAUAUCAAAAGCUUGAAGAAAAAAACAAGGCUUGUGUAAGGAAGAAACUCUACUGCUCAGAGCGGCUACAAUACCAAAAGGUUUAGUAUGAUUCUACUGUGCUGCCAAUUUCACUGCCAUUCUCCUAAGAUCUAUUGAGUUAACAGGGAGACUCAUCAUCGGCUGAUUCAUUUACUGGGUGUAUUUUGGUACAUAUUACUUGUACAACUCUUUACACUUAUUUGAAAAGAGGCAAACAAUAAAAAAAGUAUUUGAAUGUGCAAAUAAGUCAAACCUCUCAAUAGAAGACUAGGAAAAAUCUUUUCCAUUAUGGGGGAAAUCAAGUGUGGAAUUUUUCUUGCAUACUGUACAGACGCCAGACAAGUCAUGUUUCAAUCUAAUCCCAAAGAAUAAGUGGAUGAUAGAUUUUUUUUUUUUUUUUAUUUUGAUCAUGAGGACAGUUGAUAUAUUAUUGCACAUCAGCCCAUGACUCUGCAGCCUAGUUUUGAUUUGCUUUAUGUAAAAAUCAACAUGGGAGAACCAGAAUGUGUACACAGACUAGCUGUGUUGACAUUUUUAUUUAAUUUUUUUUCUUUUUUUGCUCCAGUACUAGCAUCACAGACUGGCAAAGAUGGCAAAUUCAAGCCUUGUUAUCCAGGUAACUUCUCUGUUUCAGUUCAGUAGCUGCAUCAAUUACACUGAAGAUUUCCAAUCACUAUAUAAAAGCAUCAGUUUCUGUAAAGCUUGAAUUCAAAAUCUAAAAACAGUGAAUUAAAAAGGUUUUUAAGUAUGUAUAGCUUGAACUAAAGAAAAUAAUAUGAUACAAAAAUAAAUUGUUAUGGCAAAAUGUAUCAAAUGAAUACAUUUUUUUUCAAUUUUAAUUGCUAUUGAUUUCUUCUUUAUAAUUUUCUUUCUGGUAGUUCCAUUACUUGCUGGAAGAUACAAAUUUAUUCAAGUUAUUGGUGAAGGGGAAUCAUCGCUCUUGAUUUCAGCAGAGGUAAGGCAUACAAAAUACACAUACAGACUGGAAAUUAUGGUUUUUAAUUACUGUAACUGUCUCUGGAAAAUACCAGUACCUCCUGUUAUACCUGUCAACUUUAUACCUACAUUUAUAUGAAUUUUUUUUUCCAAAGUGUUGUAAAACAUCAUUUUUGAAGAACCUAUUAAUUACUUUCAGCAUAUGGUUAAAAACUUGCCUCUUAACCCUUCAACUCCUAGAAAUGAUCAAAAAGUAACUUCUCCCUUCAAUAUCUUUACAUUAUAUAGCAAACAGGUAAUGAGAUACUCAAACUGAUCAGGAAGAAGUUGUUGUCUCGAUCUAACACCAAAUUCUAGUAAUAGUUUAAUAGAAAAGAUGCAGCAACUAGAGGGGAGAAUUAACAAUCUGAUCUAAGGAGUUAAAUGGGAAAAGACAUUCAAAGGUGUUUGAAAUGCAAUUCAGAGGUGUAUCAUAUGUUUCAAUUAAGAUAACCUCUUCCACAGCUGCAAAGGCCCAUAUUCUUUCUAGAAACAGACCAAAACAUUUGAAACCCAAGGGGCUGUGUUGCUUAAUUCCAAUCUCAGCUUCUAUUACAGACAAUAUUUUGUGAUGAAACUUAUUUUGUGAUUGGAUAAAAACUGUUCAGUUCACUCAGUAUGCUUGUAUAUUUAUCAAAGCUAACAUUCAUGUAAUUUUCUUUGUAAAGGAUACAUACCAUUUUGAAAAGAAGCAAGUUGCUAUAAAAAUAUUGAAUUUGGAUUAUUCCAGACUUGGAGCUCAGGUACACUGUAUCUGUCUAUAGAGUUUAAUAUGCAUGCAGCUGUAAGUGAUAAGGUACAUUUCAGACAAGCAAGCUACAAAUGAAUCUGUUAUUUGCAGAGCUGAGAGUGCUACUGAAACUGUAACUGCUGAAAAGAGCUUGCAUGCAAGCAUGUGUACCUUGACAUGAAGUGUACAUUGUCAGUGGAAAUUGUUCAAGAUGAAGAGUGCAUGUACAUGCAAAUAUCUUUGGGCUAAUUUCUUACAAGGUAAAUUAGAUUAACUUACUAUCCACUUUGUAUUACAUGAGUUUACUUUUUAUUUAAAAAACUGUUGUAGGAGGCAGAUUGCAUUCAACAGCUCAACAAGGCUGAUCCUCUCCAUGUUUCCAGAACUGUCCAGUUGUUUGUAAGUCAUGAAUGUACGAUCCCUUUUGAGUACUGAAUCACAUGAAACGAAAUAUCUGUAUGUUGUUAAAUAGGACUGAUUUUAUACAGACACUGUAAGUAUCACUCCACCUUUUUGAUACCAUAUGAAAAUCAUGAAAAGAGAAGAAACUGACCCUACUGAAGGACAAAAAUGAUGUAAUUACUCAACAGUAUUAAACACCACUGGCCUUAACUGACAAGGCAAUUCGACCAAUUAUCUUGGAUUGAGAAUGGUGAAUGCUUUGCCUUUCAUCCAUCAACUUGACAGAGUGGUGCAAACUAGGUUUUUUGCAUGUCAACACUUAGUUGGCAGUAUCAAACAUGCAUGAAAAAUUAUAAUUGUAAUUUACUUGUAUGCAGUUACAGCUUUUCUUGUAAAACACCGCAGUCUUAAUAUUAUGAUUUCCAAUUGGUUCUUUGUUUUACAAUAAUUGUAACAUAGCACCGAUAUAUUUGGUACAUGAGUACAAGAAUGUAUUCUAUCUAGAGGACCACAGUUCACUGACCUUGCAUUUUUGCCAAUUUGACAUAUUUGCUUGUGGAUUUUUAGAAUGUUUUCAGUUUUGAGGGCCAUUACUGCUUGGUUUUUGAGCUGUUGAGACCUCGGCCACUCCAUCAAUACUUUCAG